Pomacea canaliculata is the source of this 1298-nucleotide messenger RNA. RefSeq lists its product as uncharacterized. Lineage: Eukaryota; Metazoa; Mollusca; Gastropoda; Architaenioglossa; Ampullariidae. The transcript is spliced from 4 exons. The record is from RefSeq and is a predicted model, not a curated record. Bases 94 to 597 code for a protein of 167 amino acids.
ACAUUACACCAUUACACCGGCAAACCCUUGAGUGACUCAUCAGCUUCAGCAACAUCCGGGCAACACUAAUAUUCUCUGUCCUACAUCAUCAAGAUGGCUAGCGCAGGCUAUCAGCAAAUGUCGACAGACCCAAUAUGUGAGAAAAUGACAGACCAGCCUGCCUAUGGGAUGGCAAGUCCCGGCUAUAACCCAGGAGGUCAGUAUGGUGCAGUGAUCUCCGCUCCCCAACAAAGAGGAAUACAAGUGAUACAGCCAAUGACAGGUGGCCCCACGGUUGUGGUGACCCAGCCAAUGAUGAAUGUACCCGAGCCUCAGACUCAGUGUGCUCUCGUCAUGUCCGUGCUCAGCUCCAUCUUCUGUUGUUUUAUGUGCGGCAUCAUGGGUAUUCUUGUGUCCUGGAGGGCUCGCCUCUAUGUCCUGGAGAAUAAACUAGAGCACGCUCGUCACUCAGUCAACAUCGUGUGGAUUCUCUUCGCUUUCACCAUCUUCUUUGGCAUCAUCACCUGGAUCAUGGUCGGCAUCUAUACGGCUGUUGGUACUAAAUAUUUAUUCUGCAGACUUUACUGCAGCAACAAUGGAUGCUACUACAGAUGCUAGCCUUGUCUUUGUCACAGAGUGAUGAGAAAAGGGUCGAGAGGUUGUAGGUGUCAUCUGUUAUCUAUCUUUCAAUAACUGUGGUAUUUUGUUUUCAGUCUGAACUAUGAACUCUGUGUUAUAAACAUAUUCAGGAAACUCUCCUGUAGACAAUGGAAGCCUGCAUUUGUUUCAUGCAUGUUCUCUAACUCUAAGGUCUGUCAGACAAGAUUACCUGUACAUCCUGAAUAAUAAAUUUCCUCGCGUUCAUCAUUCCGUCUACAUCGUCUAAAUUCUUUACGCUUUCAUCAUCUUCCUCUAAAUACCAUGCAGUCCAUGAUCGGGGCUAUCUUCUAUUUUGAUCGAGAAGAUUACUUCGCCCUCAUAUUUCUAGGGUCAAAUGAUGCUACAGCAAAUACUUAUCACCUCUUUGUAACAAAGGGAUAGCGAGUAGGUAGAAUAUACUCUAGAUGAAAGUCCAGCAAAACAACGGACUUCCCUUGUCGUUAACUACAGCCACACCUAAAUCUGGUUUUGUCACACUGAUUUAAUAAAUUUUGGAAAUUUCAACUGUCAUACAACAAGUAGGCUUUGGACUUGAGACCUAACCAUUGUAAUUUUAUUUUAACACGACAAAAAUGUUCUUUUUUUCAUUGAAUACAUUAUAAGUAUAUUAUCAAUCUACUCAUUAAGCUCUCUAGUCCACUGCUUAUUAAUAAAAUGCG